AUGGCAUCUUCUGUUCCAGGUCCAAUUCCAUUACCACAAUCAAGAUAUGAUUUAAGCACUUACUGGGGUCGUGUUAAACACUGUGCCGAGGUCAGUGAUCCAAGAAUGUUGCUUACUACAGAUGAACAGUUAGAAAAAGCAAAAAAAAUAGUAAAGGAUUAUAGAAACGGUAUUUUAAAACAAGCUACACCUGAUUUUUGGGAUGCCAAAAGAAAAUUAGAUUCCACCAUUCAUCCAGAUACCGGUGAAAAAGUUCUUCUACCAUUCCGUAUGUCAUGUUGUGUUUUAUCUAAUUUAGUUGUUUGUGCAGGUAUGAUGACACCUGGUUUAGGAACUGCAGGCACAAUUUUUUGGCAAUGGACUAACCAAUCCUUAAACGUUGCCAUAAACUCGGCAAAUGCAAACAAAUCUCACCCAAUGAGUACAAAAACGUUAUUGUUUAAUUAUGCGGUUGCUGUGUCUGCCUCUUGUUCUGUUGCUGUGGGUUUGAAGAGUUUGGUGCCGCAUUUACACAGAUUCAGUGCUAAUACCAAAUUGAUAUUGACUAGAUUGGUUCCAUUUGCUGCAGUUGUAUCAGCAGGUGUAGUCAAUGUUUUUCUAAUGAGAGGUGAAGAAAUAAGAAAGGGUAUUAAUGUGUUUGAUGAUAACGGUGACAAAGUUGGUGUAAGUAAGAUUGCUGCAAUUAAUGCUGUGGGGGAAACCGCAUUGAGUAGAGUCAUUAAUGCCACUCCUACCAUGGUUAUUCCACCAUUGUUAUUAGUUAGUUUGCAAAAAAAUAUUCUAAAAAAUAAAGGAUUGGCCAUUACUCAAUUAGCUAAUUUAGGUUUGAUUAGUUUUACUUCGUUUAUUGCAUUGCCCUUUGCAUUAGCUUUAUUCCCACAAUAUGAAGAUAUAAAACUAUCUCGUUUGGAGCCUGAAUUACAAGGUAAAAAAGAUAAAAAUGGUAAAUUAAUUGAGGUGGUGCAUUUUAAUAGAGGUAUGUAG
This is a messenger RNA of Saccharomycodes ludwigii, 984 nucleotides long. RefSeq names its product Fsf1p (gene FSF1). The record is from RefSeq and is a predicted model, not a curated record. Gene Ontology annotation, cellular component: mitochondrial inner membrane. Gene Ontology annotation, molecular function: monoatomic ion transmembrane transporter activity. Bases 1 to 984 code for a protein of 327 amino acids. Gene Ontology annotation, biological process: mitochondrial transmembrane transport; monoatomic ion transport. The transcript has a single exon. NCBI's taxonomy places the organism in Eukaryota, Fungi, Ascomycota, Saccharomycetes, Saccharomycodales, Saccharomycodaceae.